AUGGAGGGCGCCUGGAUCUCCAGCACGGAGGACCUGAACGAACCGUUUGAGAGCGACAGGCAUCACCUAGACGCUAAGGACUGGUUUGAUCUGCAGGUCGGUGGUCAAUUCGCCAGGAGAAGGACACUGGAUGAAUACAUGAAGCUUCGCGGAGCCCGGUUCAACUUAAACAGGCACACACGUGACCAGUUUGACCGCUGGGACCUUCUGGAUGAGAUCAUGGCAGAGAUCCCUGGCAAAGACAACUACGGUGCUGUGCUCAGAGACUCGACCUUUAACCUUAACACGCUGGACGUGCACACUGGGCAGGAGCUGAACGCCGCCAACUACCACCGCUGGUACCUGCUGGCUGAGGACGGGGCUAUGGGCAGUAACAUCGCACACAGAGGCUUCAACGAUAGGAACUUGUUUGUGGCUCAAAACACUCGACCUGAAGUGGCCGGAAUCUCCUACCUGUACUGUGCCCCCGGCCAGUCAGAAGAGAACGGUGACUGUACCAUGGAGUCUGCCAAGGUCAGCUACGCCUUUCCCCUGGAGAUCAUCUACCUGACCCCUCUCCACGACUGGAACCCACUGAACAUUGCGUACAAGGGCGAGGCCAACACACCGGAGGGCAGGACUGUCCUUGCAGGUGGUCGAGACGGCACGUUUAGGCCUAACAAGGCUUUGAACGGGACCAACAGACGGACUUACUACAGGACUCCCAGUGCCUUCUUCUCGGACGGGGAGAUCAACUCGGACGCCGCUGAUACCCUGGACGCCUUUGUGGCAGUCCUCGACGUGAACGGAGAGGUACAGAACGUCACAGCUUCAGGGGUCAGGAUCCACCUGCCUGCUAUACCGGAAUACUGA
Aplysia californica (California sea hare) is the source of this 852-nucleotide messenger RNA. RefSeq lists its product as uncharacterized. The coding region runs from base 1 to 852 and encodes 283 amino acids. The transcript has 7 exons. Lineage: Eukaryota; Metazoa; Mollusca; Gastropoda; Aplysiida; Aplysiidae. The record is from RefSeq and is a predicted model, not a curated record.